Molecule: messenger RNA, 2047 nt
Organism: Sarcophilus harrisii (Tasmanian devil)
Lineage: Eukaryota; Metazoa; Chordata; Mammalia; Dasyuromorphia; Dasyuridae
Gene: GLOD4
Product: glyoxalase domain containing 4
Exons: 9
Coding region: 14-931 (305 amino acids)
Source: RefSeq, a predicted model, not a curated record
AGAAGUCCCCGGGAUGGCGGAGGCGGCCGUGGCGGCGGCCUCGCGCCGCGCGCUGCAUUUCGUUUUCAAAGUGGGCAACCGCUUCCAGACCACACGCUUCUACCGGGACCUGCUGGGAAUGAAGAUCCUGCGGCACGAGGAAUUCGAGGAAGGCUGCAAGGCUUCCUGUAACGGGCCUUAUGAUGGGAAGUGGAGUAAAACCAUGGUGGGCUAUGGGCCUGAAGACAGUCACUUUGUUGCAGAGUUGACCUACAAUUACGGCAUCGGCGACUACCGACUCGGCAAUGAUUUCCUGGGCCUCACCCUGGUCUCCAGCCAGGCCGUCUCCAAGGCCAAGGAGGCCGAGUGGCCACUGCGGGAGAUCGCUGAGGGAGUUUUCGAAACUGAAGCCCCCGGAGGAUAUAAGUUCUAUUUAAAGAACCACAGUCAGCCCCCAUCAGACCCCGUGCUGAAAGUGACCUUGGCCGUGUCUGACCUGGGCACGUCCCUGCACUACUGGUCGGACCUACUGGGCAUGACGGUGUAUGAGAAGGACGAAAUGCAGCAGCGGGCUUUGCUGGGCUACGCAGACAGCCAGUGCAAGCUGGAGCUACAGGGCAUCAAGGGAGCUGUGGAUCAUGGGACGGCCUUUGGAAGGAUUGCUUUCUCCUGCCCCAAGAGAGAGUUACCAGACAUAGAAGCACUGAUGAAAAAGGAGAACCAAAAGAUUCUGACUCCCCUCGUUAGCCUGGAUACACCCGGGAAAGCAACGGUCCAGGUGGUCAUUCUGGCCGACCCGGAUGGACAUGAAAUUUGUUUUGUGGGCGAUGAAGCAUUUCGAGAACUUUCCAAGAUGGAUCCAAAUGGGAACAAAUUGUUGGAUGAUGCAAUGGCAGCAGACAAAAGUGAUGAGUGGUUUGCUAAAAAAAACAUACCGAAGGCUUCUGGAUAAUGGAAGACAUCAUUUGAAUAAAGACUUAAGCUGUUUGUCUCGACUCCCAUCCAGCACUAGAGAUGGGAGUGUUUCCUGAGGCUCUUAUUUUUUAAGGGGGGCCCAAGGACAUAGUCUUUGUGCCUUUUGGGGAGAAGUGUCUUAAUGAAAUUUCAAUUCUGGAUCUUUAAAGUUGUCUCCUUUCGUAGGCCCACCAUUAUGAUCACAGAUUAGUUACGUGGGUUUGGUGGGGGGACAGGUUCAGCAAGUUCACGAUUUGCCAGGACUUUAGAAAUAGUGGCUUUUUCCCAGAACUGGAGCCCCAGUCUGAGCAGAUACUGUGACUAAGGCAGAGACCCUAGAGCUCUUUACUAAAAGAACUUGAUGUAAAAAGUCAGUCAAAUCAGAUUCUGUCAAUGAAGGACAUGGGUUCACUAUCCCAAAAGAACACCAAAGUAGUAAGUUGAUGGUAAGCAGAAGAUUCAUAAGUGGGAAGUGGAGAAGGCAUGAAGAAUUUUAUGGGCCAUCUUCCUCUCCACUUUUCAAACUUCUGUGGGACCAAAGGAAAAUGGAAUGCCGCUCUUUUUGAAUUUCUUGAAAUUAUUUAAAUAGUACUAGCUUUUAAAUCAGUCUUCCCUGUGAUUUAUAAGAGUGUUUUGUGUCCCUUUUUAGUAUAAUUGAGUAUGGAGAUUUCAUUUAAUAUUCAAUUGACUAGGGUUGGGCUUUGUUCAUUUCAAAAAGGAGAAAAUUCCCCCCAAAUAGUGUGUUUAUAAUCAGUACAUCUGAUUCUUAGGCUCAGGAAUUAAAGCAGUGAUGGGUUAAUUCUUUUCAUAAAGAGGAUGGAACGGGGCUGUCUCAGAGCCACACAUUAAAAUUUAAACUGUGAGCUCUUACUCAUCACCACCUGAAGCUGGGAUUUUAAGAGAAAACCUUGAUUUAUAAUACAACCUUAACAAUGCUUUUGAAUAUCAAUAGACUUGGGAAGAUUUUCACUCAUCCCUGUAACUCCUAAUUCAUAUUUCAAAUGAUGCUACAGAGUAUCAGAAAGUAGUUAGGAAUCAGGAUUUUUCCAGAACAGAUGGUACAUUUUUUUUUUCUGUAUAAUAUACAAAUAAAGUAUAUGAUUACUCAAGGUGA